CAGAUCAAAGCUGCUCCCCGAAGCUCACCCCAGCCCAUGUCACCCUCUGAUUUCCUGGACAAGCUCAUGGGACGAACGUCAGGGUACGACGCCCGAAUUCGACCCAACUUCAAAGGUCCGCCUGUCAACGUGACAUGCAACAUCUUCAUCAACAGCUUUGGCUCUGUCACUGAGACCACCAUGGACUACCGGGUGAACGUCUUCCUGCGGCAGCAGUGGAACGACCCCCGCCUGGCAUACCGCGAGUACCCUGAUGACUCCCUCGACCUCGACCCCUCCAUGCUCGACUCCAUCUGGAAGCCAGAUUUGUUCUUCGCCAAUGAGAAAGGGGCCAAUUUCCACGAGGUCACCACCGACAACAAGCUGCUGCGCAUCUUCAAGAAUGGCAAUGUUCUCUACAGCAUUAGGCUGACGCUGAUCCUGUCCUGCCCCAUGGACCUUAAGAACUUCCCCAUGGACAUCCAGACGUGCACCAUGCAGCUGGAGAGCUUUGGCUACACCAUGAAUGACCUCAUCUUCGAGUGGCUGGAGGAGCAGGAAGCUGUGCAGGUGGCAGAGGGUUUAACACUCCCACAGUUCAUCCUCAGGGAUGAGAAGGACCUGGGCUAUUGCACCAAGUACUACAACACAGGCAAGUUCACCUGCAUCGAAGUGAAGUUCCACCUAGAGAGGCAGAUGGGUUACUACCUGAUUCAGAUGUACAUCCCCAGUCUGCUCAUCGUCAUCCUCUCCUGGGUCUCCUUCUGGAUCAACAUGGAUGCUGCGCCGGCCCGGGUAGGCUUGGGCAUCACCACCGUGCUCACCAUGACCACGCAGAGCGCCGGCUCCCGUGCCUCCCUGCCCAAGGUCUCCUAUGUGAAGGCUAUCGACAUCUGGAUGGCUGUGUGCCUGCUCUUCGUCUUUGCCGCCUUGUUGGAGUAUGCAGCCGUCAACUUCGUCUCCCGCCAGCACAAGGAGUUUAUGCGCCUGCGCCGGCGCCAGCGGCGGCAGAGGAUGGAGGAAGAGCUCGUCCGUGAGAGCCGCUUCUACCUGCGAGGCUACGGACUGGGCCACUGCCUGCAGCCAAAGGACGGCGCUGGGGAGGGCCCUGGCAUCUACAGCUCCCCCCGUGCCAGCAUGCUGCUGCGGGAAGGGGAGAGCCUCCGCAGGCACUACAUCGACCGAGCCAAGCGCAUCGACACCAUCUCCCGAGCCGUCUUCCCCUUCACCUUCCUGGUCUUCAAUAUCUUCUACUGGGUCGUCUACAAAGUGCUGCGCUCGGAGGACAUCCACGCAAUGCCCUGA
Molecule: messenger RNA, 1284 nt
Organism: Mesitornis unicolor (brown roatelo)
Lineage: Eukaryota; Metazoa; Chordata; Aves; Mesitornithiformes; Mesitornithidae
Product: glycine receptor subunit alpha-4
Exons: 8
Coding region: 37-1284 (415 amino acids)
Biological process (GO): nervous system process; signal transduction; regulation of membrane potential
Cellular component (GO): synapse; neuron projection; plasma membrane
Molecular function (GO): glycine binding; transmitter-gated monoatomic ion channel activity; transmembrane signaling receptor activity
Source: RefSeq, a predicted model, not a curated record